UCCAGGAGGCCCCGGUAACUUGUUUUCCCUCGGAGCAGCUAUGAGCAAGCGGAACCAGGUUUCGUACGUGCGGCCAGCCGAACCGGCGUUCCUGGCUCGCUUCAAGGAACAGGUCGGCUACAGGGAAGGGCCUACCGUGGAAACCAAGAGAAUCCAGCCUCAGCUCCCAGAUGAAGAUGGUGAUCACAGUGACAAAGAAGAUGAACAGCCCCAAGUGGUGGUUUUAAAAAAGGGAGACCUGUCAGUUGAUGAAGUCAUGAAAAUUAAAGCAGAAAUAAAGGCUGCCAAAGCAGAUGAAGAACCAGCUAUAGUUGAUGGAAGAAUCAUGUAUCGAAAACCAGUCAAACGUUCCUCGGAUGAAAAAUAUUCAGGUUUAACAGCAAGCUCAAAAAAGAGGAAGGCAAACGAAGAUGAAAUAAAUAAGCAGGACUCAGUUAAAAAGAACUCACAAAAGCAAAUCAAAAACAGUUGCCUCCUUUCUUUUGAGAAUGAAGAUGAAACUGAGUAAGUGUAAAUAUUUUGGACUUAGUCAUCCUUACAAGUAUAUGGGAUGUUUUUUACAGUGACACUUUUUUUUUCUAUUUAAAGAUAAUACAAGUUCAUUAUAGAAAAUUCAGAAAAAAAUUUAGUAUGAUAAAA
This is a messenger RNA of Odobenus rosmarus divergens (Pacific walrus), 639 nucleotides long. RefSeq names its product KIAA1143 ortholog. The coding region runs from base 41 to 508 and encodes 155 amino acids. The transcript has 3 exons. Lineage: Eukaryota; Metazoa; Chordata; Mammalia; Carnivora; Odobenidae. The record is from RefSeq and is a predicted model, not a curated record.